Messenger RNA from Didymodactylos carnosus, 220 nucleotides. The record is from the annotation of a GenBank genome assembly. Lineage: Eukaryota; Metazoa; Rotifera; Eurotatoria; Philodinida; Philodinidae.
AUGUUCAUACCCUCCGCGACGCAGUCAGGUAAAGGCCCAGCCAGAUCACUCAACGUCAUCUUAUAUGCCUCUCCAGCCACGAAAUGUCAAACUGAUUGCACGUCGGGAACGGAUCGGAGCAAAACGAACUGCCUGCAUAGUUUGGGCGCGGCUUCGAGUAGCCCGAUCGACUCCGCCGUCGAGAGAAGAUCUGAUAGAUCCGGCGCUCCUGUUUGAGGCU